AUGCGGCUUGUUGAUUCAAAGAAGUUGUUAGAGCUUCAAAACAAACCUUCAAAUAUUCGGAAUAUAUGUAUUGUAGCACACGUGGACCAUGGGAAAACAACACUAGCUGAUUCAUUGAUAUCCAGCAAUGGUAUUAUAUCUCAGAGAAUGUCCGGUAAGCUUCGUUAUAUGGAUAGUAGGCCUGAUGAACAAGAACGUGGUAUCACUAUGAAAUGCAGCAGUAUUGCUCUCUACCAUGCAUUGGAUAGCAAUGAAUAUCUUGUAAAUUUGAUAGAUUCACCAGGACACAUUGAUUUUUCAAGUGAAGUAUCCACAGCAGUCCGAUUAUGUGACGGCGCAAUUGUUGUGGUGGAUGUUGUUGAAGGUGUCUGUCCCCAAACAAGGCUAGUACUGAAACAAGCUUAUUCUGAAAAUAUAAAGCCUGUUCUUGUGCUUAACAAGAUUGAUAGGCUUAUAGUGGAAAUGAGAAUGACGGCACUUGAUGCCUAUGUGCACAUAACACAAGUUUUGGAACAAGUAAAUGCAGUCACGGGGGAGCUGUUUGCAUCCGAAGUAUUGGAAAAUGAAGAAAAUACUAUAGAUAAGCUGCAAGUCAAUCUGCCUUCUAAAGACGAUCAAAACUUUUAUGACUGGACAUCUGCAUUGGAGGAAGCUGAUGACUCAAACCUAUAUUUUUCACCUGACCAAGGCAAUGUUGUAUUUGCAAGCGCAAUUGAUGGAUGGGGCUUUACAACACAUACAUUUGCAAAGCUAUUUUCAGACAAAUUAGGUGUUAAGGAAGAAUUAUUAAAGAAAGUCCUUUGGGGUGAUUAUUACUUAAAUUCAAAGACAAAACGAUUUAUGAAAGGUGCUCAAGAAAAGGCCAAAAAACCUCUUUUUGUACAACUUGUUUUUGAUAAUUUGUGGAAUAUUUAUGAAACUAUUAUAUUGAGGAAUGAUAAGGAAAAAGUACCAGGAAUUUGUGAGAAACUUGGUAUAAAAUUGACUACUAGAGAUCUAAGACACACUGACGCCAGAGUUCAACUUCAAUCUCUUAUGAUGCAGUGGCUCCCUCUGUCGCAAACAGUUCUUAAUAUGGUCUGUUCAAAAUUGCCCUCACCAAAAGAAAUAUUACCAGAGAAAGUUGAAAAGCUCAUGUGUUCACGAAUACAUGACUUUGAUUCCUAUCUAGAUGAAACAAAAAAAUUAAAAGAGGACUUUUUAGCCUGUGAUAGUAGUAAUAAUAGACCAUUAAUUAUUUUUGUAUCCAAAAUGUUUAGUGUUGAACGUAGUUCUUUACCGGAAAAUAAGCCAAAGGCUUUAACAGCUGAAGAAAUGGCAUUACGUAGAGAAAAAGCGAGACAAAUGCGUGAAGAACUAAAGAAUAGUGCUAAUAAAGCUGAAGCAAUCCCUAUGUCUAAGGAGACAGAGUCUCCAGAAGAAAAAUGUACUGAAGAUGAGAAGGGGAAAGAAGAAAAGGAAGAGCAAAGUGAAACAGCAUUUAUAGCUUUUGCUAGAAUAUUUAGUGGUAAAGUAAGGAAGGGUGAUAAAGUAUAUGUACUUGGACCUAAACAUAAUCCAUCCAAAAUACUUAGUACAGCAGACUUUAAAGUAGAUACUACUAAGAAAUUAAAGGAUUUGAAAAGUGAUGAACACAUUACUUGUGCUGAGAUAAAAUCGCUAUAUAUUCUUAUGGGAAGAGAACUAGAAGAAAUUGAUGAGGCAGUCAGUGGUAAUAUCAUUGGUAUUGGAGGGUUAGAAGAUCACAUAUUAAAAACUGCCAUCUUGAGUAGUAGUCUGGCCUGUCCGCCCUUUAGUGAAAUUCAGUACGCGGCUGUGCCGAUACUAAGAGUAGCUGUUGAACCUACUUACCCGUCACAACUACCGCAGUUGGUCAAAGGUCUUCGGCUACUAAACCAGUCGGACUCCUGUGUCCAAGUUCUGCUUCAAGAGACAGGUGAACAUGUGCUUGUCACAGCUGGUGAAGUUCAUUUGCAAAGAUGUCUUGAAGACCUGAAGAAUCUAUAUGCAAAAAUUCCAUUAACUGUAUCGGAGCCCAUAGUGCCAUUCAAAGAAACAAUUAUUGAACCGCCAAAAAUGGAUAUGGCGAAUGAAGAAAUCGAUUCUCAGAACAUAGACAAAGGAAAUGAUACCGAGCAAGAUCCGGUUGUAACCAUCUACACAAAUAACAAGCAGAGUAGAAUUAAAAUCAGAGCGAGACCGCUUCCCAAUGAAAUAACAGAAUUAUUGGACCGUUCAUCAGACUUACUAAAAGCGAUCUCUCAGCACAUAAAGUAUUUGCAUGGAAUUUCCAACGAGAAUAUAGAAGCAAAAUUCACAGAUCUACAAAUAAAUGGAAAGUCUAAUCUAUCUGAUAGAAUGCUGAAGCUGAUAGAAGCAUUUAUAGCGGAACUAGAAAAUAUCUGUACAAAACUCGGACCGGAGUGGCAAGAUAUCGUUAAACAAAUCUGGUCUGUUGGGCCUAGAAAUUGUGGACCAAAUUUGCUUCUGAACCAAACUGAGGAUUACAGUACGAAAUAUUUACAUCAUGAGAAAAUUCUGAAAGAGGAUUCACGGUUUGAAUAUGAAGGCAGUUUUGUUAAUGGCUUCCAAAUGGCAACAUUGGCUGGGCCUUUGUGUGAGGAACCUAUGAUGGGUGUCGCUUUCUGUGUUGAAGAAUGGAUUUUGGAUAAAAGCGAAAACGAUGAGACACAUUCGUUUGGACCAUUAUCGGGUCAAAUUAUGUCAGCUGUCAAGGAGGGAUGUCGACGUGCGUUCCAAUUGCAGCCUCAAAGACUGAUGGCGGCAAUGUAUUCCUGUGACAUCGUUGUCGACCAGAAAGUAUUAGGUAAGUUACUAUACAAUUUUAAACAUUUUUAA
This is a messenger RNA of Pieris macdunnoughi, 2859 nucleotides long. The record is from the annotation of a GenBank genome assembly. Lineage: Eukaryota; Metazoa; Arthropoda; Insecta; Lepidoptera; Pieridae.